Molecule: messenger RNA, 504 nt
Organism: Protobothrops mucrosquamatus (brown spotted pit viper)
Lineage: Eukaryota; Metazoa; Chordata; Lepidosauria; Squamata; Viperidae
Product: phosphatidylcholine transfer protein-like
Exons: 5
Coding region: 73-498 (141 amino acids)
Molecular function (GO): phosphatidylcholine binding; phosphatidylcholine intramembrane carrier activity
Source: RefSeq, a predicted model, not a curated record
UCGGGGCUCUAUGAAUAUAAAAUCUACAGCAUACUUACUGAUUGUUCCCCAGAGCUAUGUGCUGAAGUUUAUAUGGACUUAAACUACAGAACAAAAUGGGACCAAUAUGUUAAAAAUGUACGUGAGAAAACUCAGGAUGGCAAAACAGCUAUCUACUGGGAAGUGAAGUUCCCCUUCCCCUUGGCAAACAGAGAUUAUGUUUUUGUUCGUGAUCGUCGAGAUAUGGAGCUUGAUGGGCAGAAGAUCUAUGUUAUAUUGGCUAAAAGUGUGAAUACUGUUAAAUUCUCAGAAAAGCCUGGGAUUGUUAGAGUAAAGAAUUAUAAACAAGGUGUGGCCUUUGCAAGUGAUGGCAAGAAAGGGUGCAAAGUUUUCAUGACCUAUUUUGAUGAUCCUGGUGGAAGGCUUCCUUCGUGGGUUGUCAAUUGGGCAGCUAAGACUGGUGUUCCCAACUUCUUGAAAGACAUGCAGAAAGCUUGCCACAGUUAUCGUAAGAGAUAGACGGCU